Cataglyphis hispanica is the source of this 612-nucleotide messenger RNA. RefSeq names its product DNA-directed RNA polymerase II subunit RPB11 (gene Rpb11). Gene Ontology annotation, cellular component: RNA polymerase II, core complex. Gene Ontology annotation, molecular function: protein dimerization activity; DNA binding. The record is from RefSeq and is a predicted model, not a curated record. NCBI's taxonomy places the organism in Eukaryota, Metazoa, Arthropoda, Insecta, Hymenoptera, Formicidae. The coding region runs from base 157 to 510 and encodes 117 amino acids. The transcript has 4 exons. Gene Ontology annotation, biological process: transcription by RNA polymerase II.
AUGUAUAAAUGUAGUCUAUGGUGCUUUUAAUAAUUUACAAUAAUUUGAUGUAUAAGUAUAAGAAGAAUUUAUUAUAAUUAACAAGAUUGUGGAUACUGUCACUUAUCUGUCACUAUCUGAAAAAAAUCUGUAAAAAGGAAGAAUUUACAAGGCGAGAUGAAUGCACCUCCGACUUUCGAGUCAUUUUUGCUAUAUGAAGGAGAAAAAAAGAUAAUAAAGGAACAAGAUACCAAAGUGCCAAAUGCUGCAAUUUUUACAAUCAACAAAGAGGAUCAUACUUUGGGGAAUAUGAUUCGGAAUCAAUUACUAAAAGAUCCUCAAGUAUUAUUUGCUGGAUACAAAGUUCCUCAUCCACUGGAACACAAGUUUGUUAUUAGAAUACAAACAACAUCAGAUUAUACUCCACACGAAGCAUUUAUGCAUGCCAUCACCGACUUGAUUUCGGAACUUUCACUGUUUGAGGAACGUUUUAAAGAGGCAAUCAAGGAGAAGAAAGAAGGUUUGGAUUAAAUACGACCUGAAGAUACAUAUUUUAUUAAUUUUUCUUUUGCUUAAUAGUUCAUUAAAACAUAUGAUAUAUAUAUUAAAUCUAAUAAAAACAUUUGUAAAUAA